Messenger RNA from Epinephelus moara (kelp grouper), 1462 nucleotides. RefSeq names its product peroxisomal succinyl-coenzyme A thioesterase-like. The record is from RefSeq and is a predicted model, not a curated record. The coding region runs from base 147 to 1460 and encodes 437 amino acids. The transcript has 11 exons. Gene Ontology annotation, biological process: acyl-CoA metabolic process; fatty acid metabolic process. Lineage: Eukaryota; Metazoa; Chordata; Actinopteri; Perciformes; Serranidae. Gene Ontology annotation, molecular function: fatty acyl-CoA hydrolase activity.
AGUUUGUCGGUCACCCUGCUGUGGAAGAGUUUGACUCACACAGAAUCAGUCACAGUUCUGUUUUCAUACCCUGAGGCCAGUUUAACACCAGGAGAUAAACCAACUGACAAGACGACAAACCUGAAGACAACUGCUCAGAGUUCAGGAUGGACAUAAAACAGUAUUGUGUGAAGCUGUCGGUCCAGCCGUCCAGAGGGCUCAUGGAUGAGGUUUUUAUCAUCCUGGUCCAGAACGUCUUUCCUGGUUUCCAGCUGACUAUCCACGCCCUCCACCAGUGUGAAGGCGGACACAGCUGGGAGGCGUUCGGUCACUACACAGCCAACGCCAUUGGGACCGUGAAUGUUUCAGAGGAUCUCAGCCUGGGCGGGACAUAUUCUGGGGUUGAACCCAUGGGUCUACUGUGGAGCCUCAGACCAGUUCCAGGCAGCAAACCUGGGCUCAGGCUGAGGAAGAUGAACGUCCAGACUCCCAUGGAGUUCACAAUCUCAGUGUACGAAGGUCACCAGACUGAAGGCUUUGCAGACCAGGUGCCGCUGGCCGGUGUGGUGGUGGAGCGUUGGUACAUGGCGCCCGGCAUCCGCAGGAUCCCCGUUACAGAGGAUGGACUCACUGCGACCCUCUUCCUUCCCCCAGGACCGGGACCUUUCCCCGGUCUCCUGGACCUCUGGGGGGGUGGAGGGAAGUUGGUGGAGUACCGGGCAGCGCUGCUGGCCUCCCACGGCAUCGCCUCUCUGGCCCUCGACUACCUGACACCUAAAGUCACCAUAGAAACUGGGAAGAUGGUGGGCAACGAGUACUUUGAGAAGGCCUAUAGAUUCCUGGAGCAGCAUCCUCAGAUCCUCAGCAGCAGGAUCGCCAUGUUGGGCCUUUCCCUCGGCAGCAGUAUCACCCUCAAAAUGGCUGCUUACUCCAAAGUAAUGAAGCUCAGGUGUGUGGUGUGCAUUGGUGGGAGUCAUGUGCAGCCGGUUGAAGGAUCUGUGAAAGAAAUGAUGGCUUUCUUUGAUGAAAACUCUGGGAAGACUCGCUUUGACAAGGAGAACAGCAUGAUCUGUCGAGAGCUGCUGCUGCCCAUCCCUACCGACACCUCAUUCAAAGUGGACGUGGGACGACUCCAGUGUCCUCUGCUGCUGGUUGUAGGUGAGGACGAUCAGAACUGGCCCGCCUAUGAGUCUGCAAUGGACAUGAAGGAGAUGAUGGAGCGGGCGGGGAACAGCCACCUGCUGACUAUCCUGUCGUACCCGAACGCUGGUCACCUCAUCGAACCUCCAUUCACGCCAUUUGUCCGAAUUGGCGCCUUCAGAUCAGCCAGCUCAAGUCAGAGGAUAUUAACUCUGUGGGGCGGAGAGAUGGCGGCACAUUCUCGUGCUCAGGAAGACGCCUGGAGGAAGAUGCUCGUCUUUCUGAGGGAGAAUCUGUACAGCGGCAAAAACUCCAGUGCAGCUUCAUCUUCCCACCUGUAACC